UUUUCAGAAAUCUCAAAACCCUCGUUCUCUCUUCGUCUCUCUCAAAACAAAAUAGAAGAAUCUGUUCGCAUCCAUGGCUCUCGCCCGCCAAAAAAUCUUCAGCAUCACUUCUCAGUGCAUGAGCUUCUGGAGGACAAUCUGUACGGUCGGGGAUAAGCGAAAUAUAGAGGAUCACAAACGCAGAUUGCUUUCUGCUAAAUAUGAAGUGAAGCGAAAGCUUUACAAAUCUCUUCAGAGAGAUACCGAUCUUCCUUCUGAGAUCCGAGAGAAAUAUCUCUGCAAGUUAUCUCGGUUGCCGAGAAACAGUUCCUUCACACGAGUAAGAAACCGAUGUAUUUUUACUGGUCGACCUCGUGGCGUGUACCUGAAAUUUCGAAUGUCUCGUAUUGUUUUUCGUACUAAAGCAAAUCAAGGUCUUUUGCCGUGCGUCAAGAAGGCAUCUUGGUAGACUUAGCUUUGCAGCUUAUUCACAAGCAAGGUAGAAUCCUUUUAUGGCUGGCUUAUGCUUUGAAAGAUCUGAUUCAAUAAUCUCAAAUGGGCCUUUUAUGGUGUUUUCUUAGGCCUUUGAUACUUUUGAUUUUAUUGUCUAUUUUGGCUCUGCUAACGUUUGUUGCUUCAUAAUGCCCAUUAGCAUUGUAUCACAUACUAAAAUUUUUACUCAGAGCUGAGAAUUUCUUAGCCUGUUUAUCUUUCAAGUGUAGCCUUUUUUAAGGUAUAUGGUACAUUAAUUGUGAGUAGAAGUAAUAUUUGAAAAAUGAAGAUUGAAGUUAGGACCAA
Molecule: messenger RNA, 777 nt
Organism: Pistacia vera
Lineage: Eukaryota; Viridiplantae; Streptophyta; Magnoliopsida; Sapindales; Anacardiaceae
Product: ribosomal protein S14, mitochondrial-like
Exons: 2
Coding region: 74-448 (124 amino acids)
Biological process (GO): translation
Cellular component (GO): small ribosomal subunit; ribosome
Molecular function (GO): structural constituent of ribosome
Source: RefSeq, a predicted model, not a curated record